AUGAUCGCAGGUGAGAAUAAUAGUUCGCCAUCAGAAGAAUCUUUGCCGCCAUCUCAUGAGUCAGCGGCAUUUUCAAAUUGGAUGCUUGUAGCAAUGAUUGAAGGUGCUGCUCUAUUGCUAGUAGUAAUUGGUGGAGCAGUGGGGUAUCUUGUUUUUGACAUCGUCGGCUCAAUAGCCGAUUUAAAAAUUAUGCGUCGUAGAGUCGGGCGGACUUUCGAUCCGGGCCAGAAGCGCGCACAACGACACUUCGGAGUUCAGAUCGUACAUUUUUUUAGUGACGUUAAUAACUGGAAACGUGGCAUCCUGAAUAUGACGAUACGUUUAAUAAACGUAGAGGCAUGA
Molecule: messenger RNA, 342 nt
Organism: Plasmopara halstedii
Lineage: Eukaryota; Oomycota; Peronosporomycetes; Peronosporales; Peronosporaceae
Exons: 1
Coding region: 1-342 (113 amino acids)
Source: RefSeq, a predicted model, not a curated record